GGUCUCAUGCGAGAGAUGGUGCUUGCAGCUGCCUUUGGUGUUGGUCCAGUCAUGACGGCCUUCAGCUAUGCGUCGCUCAUCCCAACCUUCUGCCUGUCGCUACUCGGAGGUGUAAACGGCCCCUUUCACAGUGCCAUCGCCUCAGUCCUAAGCAAAGGUGCUGAAAGGGACGCUGGGAAGGACACUGAGAAGGGGGCUGAGAGGAGCGGCCGGAAUCCAGCGAGGGAGCAACAGGAGCUGCUGGUGCUGGUCUCGGUGAUAGUAGCCCUGGUAUCAGUUGUUGCAGCAUUGUUGAUAUUUCUCUGCGCACGACCCAUCAUAGACCUUCUUGCACCGGGCCUCUCUUACCCUCCAGCAGCCCUCGCCAGUGAUCCAUCAGCAGUGGCAUCAUUCGCUCUAACCCGCCAAGUCGCCAUCUCACAGCUGCGACAUAUGGCCCCCAGCAUCGCCCUCGCUCCUCUCAUUGGCAUCGGCUUUGGAACGCUCAGUGCGAGAGGGGAGUUUGCCAUUCCGUCCCUCUCCCCGUCCCUCUCCAGCCUCUCCGUUCUGGUUGGGAUUGCCUUUUUCUUCGCUCUGUGUCGCUGGUACCCCAUUGCCUCACCACAACGCGAGAUUAUAGCAACCAUUGCAUCGGGCAUGCUGCAAAUCGCCACCUUCACAGACCUCUACUUUGCUUCCUUCCUUCCCGGCACCGCUGCUGCUCUCGGCUACGCCAAUCUUCUCGUCAUGGCACCCCUUGGCAUUCUCUCAACCGCCCUCCUUGUGCCGCUGCUGCCUGCCUUUGCCCGCUUGGCUCAUCCUAAGGAUCGCCCACUCUUAAAGGAUAGCUUGCGACGAGGGCUGGUCAUGGCGAUGGCCGUAACUCUCCCAAUGACAGCUGUCAUGCUCCCAUUGGCCCGUCCCAUCGUUCGAAUUGUCUUCCAGCGCCGCUCCUUCGAUGCCUCUGCCACCUCCCUCGUCUCCUCGCUCCUCUCCUGCUACCUCCUCGGCUCCCCUUGCUACUUGGCUCGGGACGUGCUCGUUCGUCUCUUCUACUCCCUCGCUGACGGCACCACGCCCUUCCUUAUAAGCACGUUCGCUAUAGCAGCCAACGCGGUCUUGGAUUUCCUGUUCGUGAGCCGCUGGGAGUUUGGCCCCCAGGGCCUUGUGCUCGCUACAGCCGCUGUGAACACUGCCUCGGCUGUAGCGCUGCUGUGGCUGGCGCACAGGAGAAUGGGAGGCCUCCCUCUGUCGCUCUGGUGGCCCUCAUUCUCAAUUCUCUUCCAAUCAGCCGCAGCCACAGCUAUCACUGUCACAGCCACGCACAAGCUCCUCUCUACCGCGCUCACAGCCGCCUCUCACUCGCUCUCCUUGCGUCCCACAUGGGUGUGGUUACUAGACGCAGCAGCACUCGGCACGACAGCUGCUGCAGGAUUUCUUGUGUUCUGCGCCCUUGUGGUUACCAUGCGGUUACCAGAGGCCAUGCCGUUGUGGGCCCGAGUGAAAUCGCUCUUGCAGAAGUAUAGGUUGCUGAAGCUGAGAACUAGUGCUCGGUCUUGA
Molecule: messenger RNA, 1539 nt
Organism: Closterium sp. Yama58-4
Lineage: Eukaryota; Viridiplantae; Streptophyta; Zygnematophyceae; Desmidiales; Closteriaceae
Source: the annotation of a GenBank genome assembly